Molecule: messenger RNA, 440 nt
Organism: Tyto alba (common barn owl)
Lineage: Eukaryota; Metazoa; Chordata; Aves; Strigiformes; Tytonidae
Product: cytochrome b-c1 complex subunit 8
Exons: 2
Coding region: 64-312 (82 amino acids)
Biological process (GO): mitochondrial electron transport, ubiquinol to cytochrome c
Source: RefSeq, a predicted model, not a curated record
CCGCUUCCGGGGCGGCGGCGGGGAAGAAGGGGAGGAGGAGGAGGAAGGUCACCCGUCGGCACCAUGGGCCUUCACUUCGGGAACCUGGCGCGGGUUCGCCAUGUCAUCACCUACAGCCUCUCGCCCUUCGAGCAGCGCGCCUUCCCCAACGUCUUCUCCCACGGGCUGCCCAACAUAUGGCGGCGGUUCAGCUCCCAGGUCUUCAAGGUGACUCCCCCCUUUGUGGCAGCUUAUCUCAUUUAUUCGUGGGGAACGCAAGAGUUUGAGAGACUGAAGAGGAAGAACCCCGCCGACUAUGAAAACGACCAGUAACCGAGUUAACAAGGAGAUUGUUACCUCACGGUAUCAUCAACUGGGCGUUGCUCGGCUUGUUCAUGUGACUAGAAGGGGAUUAAGAGGGAGAUAAAUCAGGUCUAAUAAACUUUAACUUUGCCCCAUGA